ACGAACUACAGUAACCAUAACCCUAUACUAAUCAUGUGAUCUCAUCAAGGCGACGUCACUUCCGUUCGUUGGUUUCCGGUUUGUACAGCCAGCUGGAGAGAAGAUGGCGGUGUCAGGGGAACCUGUCAGGCUGGAGAGAGAUAUCUCAAGGGCCAUUGAACUGCUGGAGAAGCUCCAGAGGAGUGGAGAAGUCCCCCCACACAAGCUCCAUGCAUUGCAGAGAGUCCUGCAGAGUGAUUUCUGUACUGCUGUGAGAGAGGUCUAUGAACAUGUUUAUGAAACCGUGGACAUCAACAGCAGCCCAGAAGUGCGAGCCAAUGCCACCGCUAAGGCUACAGUUGCUGCUUUUGCUGCCAGUGAAGGACAUUCUCACCCGAGGGUUGUUGAACUUCCUAAAACAGAAGAAGGACUUGGAUUCAACAUAAUGGGAGGAAAAGAGCAAAACUCCCCCAUCUAUAUUUCUCGUAUCAUCCCUGGUGGAAUAGCAGAUAGACAUGGCAGUCUGAAGCGCGGGGACCAGCUGCUCUCUGUUAAUGGAGUGAGUGUGGAAGGCGAGCAUCACGAGAAAGCAGUCGAGCUCCUGAAAGCUGCCCAAGGAAAGGUUAAGCUGGUGGUCCGGUACACCCCUCGUGUCCUGGAGGAAAUGGAGUCGCGCUUCGAAAAAAUGAGAUCGGCGAAACGCAGGCAGCAAAACUAAGGAGAAAGCACAAUAUGCACACAAGACACAAACUGUUCUGUAUCACUGUAGAAUAAAUGACGUUCCCCUGUGAACUGCCAAUACAGUGCACGUUCUAGGUUCAGUGCUGCAGCCGAGAAUCCAGAACCAUACAGAAGCUACAGGAAUGUUCACACGUUUACAGGGCAGUUUUUAAUUACCCGCGUUUUUUAAAAGGUAAACAACAUAUAAAAAAAAAAAAGCAUUUAUAAUAUGGGGAUGUAAGAAAAAACUGUGCUUUU
Molecule: messenger RNA, 957 nt
Organism: Hyla sarda
Lineage: Eukaryota; Metazoa; Chordata; Amphibia; Anura; Hylidae
Gene: LIN7C
Product: lin-7 homolog C, crumbs cell polarity complex component
Exons: 5
Coding region: 104-697 (197 amino acids)
Biological process (GO): protein localization to basolateral plasma membrane; neurotransmitter secretion; maintenance of epithelial cell apical/basal polarity
Cellular component (GO): basolateral plasma membrane; synapse; cell-cell junction
Molecular function (GO): L27 domain binding
Source: RefSeq, a predicted model, not a curated record